AUGCGUUUCAACGAGAGGCAAUCACUUGUAUUGAAAAUAAUCAAUCCAUUCCUGUUUCUGCUCAUACUUUUGCUGGAAAGACUAUUGUUGCUCUGUAAGCAUGUUUCUGUUGUAUAUUGGAGAAAUAUAUGCCAUAGCCCAAUCGUUGAGAGACAGGCAAAGAGCAUCUAUACAUCUCCAAUCCAAGCCUUGUCAAAUCAGAAAUUCCGAGAAUUGGAAGAAGAAUUUGGAGACGCCGGUCUUAUGACAGGUGGCGUAACUCUGAAUGCUGAAGCAUCCUGCAUUGUGAUGGCAACUGAGACCUUUUGGUCUAUGCUGUACAAAGGCUCUGAAGUGAUGAGCGAAGUGGGUUGGGUGAUCUUCGAUGAAAUCCAUUAUUGA
Angiostrongylus costaricensis is the source of this 381-nucleotide messenger RNA. The record is from the annotation of a GenBank genome assembly. Lineage: Eukaryota; Metazoa; Nematoda; Chromadorea; Rhabditida; Metastrongylidae.